Paracoccidioides lutzii Pb01 is the source of this 909-nucleotide messenger RNA. RefSeq lists its product as hypothetical. The transcript has 2 exons. Gene Ontology annotation, cellular component: mitochondrion. The record is from RefSeq and is a predicted model, not a curated record. The coding region runs from base 1 to 909 and encodes 302 amino acids. Gene Ontology annotation, molecular function: GTP binding.
AUGGCCUUCGCCGCCUCAAAGCUCGCAACAUCCACAGGCCCAAACGUAGCCAAAACCUUCCUCAGACACACAACCAAAUACCCCGAACCCUCCCAACUAACCCUAAAAGAGUACGCCUUCUACUAUGACACCACUCCCCCUUCCCUCCAACAGCUACAGCAUGCCGAAACCUUCUUCAAAUCCUCCAAACACUCCCCCAUACAGAUGUGGACCGCAAGUGAAUUCCGCACCAUACCCAUGUCCAAUGUGCCCGAGGUGGUGUUCCUGGGCAGAUCGAACGUGGGCAAGAGUUCGCUGCUGAAUGCGCUGAUGGAACGGGACGUGUGCUAUACGUCGUCGAAGCUCGGGCGGACGCACACGCUUAAUGCGUAUGGGGUUGGCGGGAGGAAAGACGGGGAGGCGCGGGUUGUCCUAGUUGAUACGCCUGGAUAUGGGAAGGGGAGUAAUGAGAAGUGGGGGGAGGAGAUUAUUAAGUAUUUGACGAAGAGGAAGCAACUCCGGCGCACCUUCGUCCUCGUUGACUCCCACCACGGCAUAAAACCCGGCGACCGCGACGUCUUCUCCCUCCUCCGCUCCGCCGCCAUCCCGCACCAAGUCAUCCUCUCAAAGGCCGACUCCGUCCUCGUUAAGGGCAACUCAAAACGCGUCCCCCGCGGUAUCACGGAGGCCAAAGUUCGAAAACUCGCAUCAUUCGCUGAGAGGAUUCUGUCCAAGGUGCAGCCCGAUCGAGACGUGGGGAAUGGCGGCGUUGAGUUGGGAGUUCCGGCGUUGGGGGAGAUUAUUGCCUGCUCGGCGCGGGUGAUGAAUGAGUAUGAAAAUUAUUUGGGGAUUAAUGCGAUUCGAUGGGCGGUUCUUCGGGCGUCCGGGUUGGGGAGGAACGAGGAGAUUAGGUAUAUAGGGGGAAGAUGA